Molecule: messenger RNA, 3339 nt
Organism: Cylas formicarius (sweet potato weevil)
Lineage: Eukaryota; Metazoa; Arthropoda; Insecta; Coleoptera; Brentidae
Product: tetratricopeptide repeat protein 39C-like
Exons: 9
Coding region: 131-2095 (654 amino acids)
Biological process (GO): cilium assembly
Molecular function (GO): protein binding
Source: RefSeq, a predicted model, not a curated record
CGUCGCGUGACACUGACGGCGAACGUGCCUUCAAAACAGAACCUAUUUUCCGUUUCCUUCAAGCUUUCCGUUUAUCUUUCGUCUUCAGCCGAAACUUUCUUCCAUAAAUGUGCCGAUAAAACUGAACAAAAUGACGACUUCGUCAAAAUCCGAUGAACCGCACUGGCUGCUUGCCCGGAAAGGCAUAAAUUUGUUACUGAACAACAACCACGCUGAGGCCGAAGCUUUAUUCCUAAAGUACCCUGACAGUUUGACCAUGUUUGCUGGGUACUCGUUCGCCACUUUUAUGGACGCCCUGAUGAGUUUCGAGGACGACAAACUCAACAAAGCCCUCCGCACACUCAACGAACUGGAAAGGAGGUGCUCGAACCGAAACGGUUGGCUCAAAACCUUUUCCCAUAGAGUAUUCGGCACCGAAAACUCGCAAUCGGUUAUCGACCAGCUCGAGGGUCAAACAAUCCAAGCAGACUCGCAGGUGUGUAUCGCCAUACUGACUUUCUUGCAGGAAGACCUGUCGGGGUACUUCAAGGGCGGCUGGGCGCUGCGCAAAGCGUGGAAAGUGUACCAGAAAACGUAUAAGGAACUGAUAAAACUUCAUAGAGAGAGGAUAGGAGAGCUGCAACUGCCAGAGCCGGCGCCGACUCCUUCGAGUCCGACGGUACCCGGCGAGCAGCCAUCGCCAGAGAUGCUCAACGGGUAUUCCCCGUCCUUUCAUAAACCCUCCUUGUCCCAUUCACAGUCUCAAACGUUUGCCAAGAACGCAGACUCGCGCAGGAACCAAUCCAAAAGACCGAGCACGUUAUCGUUAAAAAAAUCAACUUCUAUAAACCAUCCGUUAAGUACCGAGCAGGAUUCCGGGCCGUUUCGACUCGGCGCAUUCACCAUUUCCGCCUUCGCUAAGCCUUUGAACCAACUCUUCGAAGGAAAACGCUCGCCCGUCGACGAUUUGCAAAUCGACGACGACACUAUAGUGAGACUGUUGAGAGCCGUCUCUUUCGGGUAUGGGCUGUUCCAGUUGGGUAUCUCGCUGCUACCGCCCACUCUCGUCAAACUCGUGAGCUUCUUCGGUUUCUCGGCCAGCAGAGAUAACGGAGUCGCGUGUUUGACUUACGCGAGACUUGGGGCCGACAUGAGGGCGCCACUGGCGAGCUUAUCUUUGUUGUGGUACCAUACCAUAGUGAGACCGUUCUACGCUAUAGACGGCACAAAUAUCCAAACGGGGGUGGACAUAUCCUCGGAAGUCCUGAGGGAAUCCCGGGAAGAGUUUGCCAGCUCCUCUCUCUUUUUGUUCUUCAGAGGCCGAGUGUGCAGGUUAAAUUCUGACAUCACGGAGGCGUUAAAGUGUUUCAAGCGGGCCAAUGAGCGAGCGACUCAGCGCGAAAUCAAAAUUUUGGCGAUGCACGAAGUUGGCUGGUGUCAUCUGAUUCGCUUGGACUACCGCAACGCUGAAGAAGUGUUUUUGUAUUUGAGAUGCGCUAGCAGAUGGUCGAGGGGGUUCUACGCUUACCUGGCCGUCAUCUGCCUAGGUGCGAGCGAUGACCACGACCGUUACGGCCACUUCGACCAAUUGAAAUCGUGCAUUCUGGGCAGCAGAGGCGCCCAACUGGACGUGUUUCUGCGCAGACGGCUGGCGUGCUGCCCGCGGGACGCGCAGUCCGCUCGCAAGCUCAAAGGGGUCUACUGGAAAUUGCUCGUCUUCGAGAUGUUGUACUUGUGGAACGCGAUGGCCAGCUGCGGCGCUCGCGGGAUCGAUCAAAUCCUCGAAGAUUGUAACAGCGUGGAAGGCCCCGAGGACGAGCCGAUGAAAGGUUUGACGAAUUUCGUCAGAGGGAUGUGCUUUUGUAUCGGGAAGAGUGAGGAAGAAGCAGCGGCGUGCUUCAGGAAGUGCCUGGACGAGAGGAAACACGAGGAGAUGAGCGCCGAAGACGCUCACAUCUCGGCUUUCGCUCAGUUCGAGUUGGGGUAUUUGCUCGUUCAAAAAGAAAGGACCAAAGACGAGGGCAAAUCGCUGCUUCAGCAGGUCAGCAGGUACAGCAACUACGAUUUCGAAGCGAGGUUGACCGUGAGGAUACAUUCCACAUUGAGAUAUUUAUAAAGAGCUUCAAAAGUCCGACAAUAUUAUAGCGAUUUACUUCUCACGCAUGCGGGGUGUAAAAAGUUGUCCGGCCCUGUAUUUUAGGGCCGACGAGUCCGUGUUAGGGUUUUUGGUAUCUAGUAUGAGCUGUCAUGUAAGUUGUAGAGGGGAGCUUUGGACGUCAAAUUUUAUAACACAGUGAUUAGGUAAACAGAUAUUUGUAAUUGCAGAUAGAAGCAUUUUUCACGAAACAUAUAUUUUUUUAGAAGUACCGAAAAAAUUCAAAAUUCAAUUUCUAUUUUAGACGCCUUCUUCAUUUUUGAGUUAUUUGAAAAAGUUGAAAUACGCCACUGUGAAAAACUAUUAUCGUAGUAUUAAUUACCACAAUAAUACAGAAGCAAAAUGAAAAUUUCGAUCCAAAGUUCAAUAAUAAUAGUAUUGGUAAUAGAUACACAGAUUUUAAGCGAGAGCUAGUCAGUUUGAUAGUGCAACGUUUAGUAAUAUAUUCUGUUAAAGGAAUAUAUAUUGUAUGUGGCAAUAAGUACAUGGAAAAGGUAGACGGUACCUAUUUCAAAUAAAAGAUACGAUUCAAUCGUCCCAUCUCUAGUCUGUGUCGAGAACUUACUUUCAGGUGUUCCUUCCAGUCUCGCAUGGAAGGCUUUGAAAGGGCGGUGUUGCCAAAACAAUGUUUUAAUACCAAUUUCCCAUUUUUUGUUAGUUUUAUUUUUCAUUUGGACAGUUUGAAUUUGCUUGUUAAUUUGAUGUUAUUGGUGAAUAAUAUCUUCAAUCCCAACUUAGUGACGAACGCCAAGAUGGUCGAUUUCUGGUAAAAAAUUGUUCUUCUUAAAACACUAAUAACAAGGAAUGUGAUCAACGCUGUUACACUAAACCCAAAAAGAUAUUUGAACGGCGAUUCUACUGUAAGAAAGCUGACAGUAUCCCCCCUGUUGCAACGUUUUUCUUUAAAUGGUACAUUUUUUAUCGUAUUAUGUUUGUUUACUAAAAAAACACCCCGCAUCAUCUUGCAUUCACUUUUGUCGCAAAAUUUUUCCGUCCACGAAAAGAAAAACCCGAAGUUAUUUUUACUAUUUAAUACCCGAACAAUAUAAUUACUAAGAAUAAAUUUAUUGUUAAAAGUCAAUGUAAACUUUACAAAAAUAAAUAAGCUACGCAACAAUUAAGUCCGUUUUUACGCAAAACUACGGUCUACCGCUUUCCAAUCUCCCGUGGACCCUAAACCUGGAACAGAAAUUCGCGAACUCCUG